CUGUGUUUUGUCGACUCUUGACAGGGACGCACCAACUUGCCGCCAGAGAGGGUUCCCUGGAAUGCACUACGCAUCCUCUUUGGCCAAUGCAUCUACGGAGGCAAGAUCGACAACGACUUUGAUCAGCGUUUGCUGAACUCGUUCCUGAGCAAGCUGUUCACAGCCAAGAGCUUUGAGCCUGACUUCAUGCUGAUUGAGCCCAACGCUGGAGACAGCCUUGACAAGGGCAUCGCCAGCCCAGAGGGAAUAAGGCGGGACCAGUUCCUGCACUGGGUGGAGUCACUGACUGAGAGGCAGACGCCAUCCUGGCUUGGACUGCCCAACAAUGCAGAGAAGGUGUUGCUCACCAACAGAGGGGGCGACCUGAUAGCGAAGCUGCUUAAGAUGCAGCUGCUGGAGGACGACGACGAGCCGGCCUACGUGGCGGCCGAGGAGGGCGAGAGGGCCGUGCCGGGCGACGGCCGACCUGCCUGGAUGGCCACCCUGCAGCAGUCGGGCUCCACCUGGCUGCGGCUGCUCCCGCCCAGCCUCCAGAGCUUGCGCCGCACCAAGGACAACAUCGGCGACCCACUCUACCGGUGCCUCGAGCGAGAGGUCAACGUGGGCUCCAAGCUGCUCAAGGUGGUGCGCUCUGACCUGGAAGACAUGGUGCGCAUUUGCCGGGGAGAGCGGCGCCAGACCAACUACCAUAGGACCAUGAUCGCUGAUCUUGCCAAGGGCAUGCUGCCAUCCCACUGGAAGAAGUACACGGUGUCGCCCGGUUGCACUGUCAUCCAGUGGGUGACGGACUUCUCGGACCGCAUCAAGCAGCUGCAGAGGGUCUCCCAGGCCUGCACCUCGGGAGGGGCCGCCGCUCUCAAGUCCCUGCACGUCUGGCUGGGCGGCCUGUUCAACCCGGAGGCCUACAUCACGGCCACCCGCCAGUACGUGGCCCAGGCCAAUGGGUGGUCUCUGGAAGAACUCUCGCUCGAGGUGCGGGUGUCUGACGUGGACGAGAAGCCCGGCCCCAUGGAUGAGUACAGCUUUGCCCUGGCCGGCCUGAAGCUUCAGGGUGCCAAGUGUGUCCAGAGUCGGCUGAGCCUGACCUCGACCAUCUUCACAGAACUGCCCCUGACCACCAUCCGUUGGGUCAAGUACCAGGAGGAAGACGCCGGACAGGCCAUGGUGACACUGCCCGUGUAUCUCAACUCCAGCCGCACAGAGCUCCUCUUCACCGUCGACCUUCCUGCGGCAGACCCCCGGGAGUCUCACAGUUUCUACGAGCGAGGCGUUGCUUUGCUCUGUUCGACCACGCUCGGCUGAUGACUUUGCCGCAACCUCGACCGAUUACUUUGUUGCAACCCGGACUUGACGAUCGUUUAUACCCUAUUGGGUGCAGUGCCAGACCACACGACACCUAGCUAAACUCCGCACAGCUGCAAGGCUUGUCACAGCAAUGUCGUUUACUCGCAUUCUGUGAUGGCUCGACCUUGUUCUGUCCUAGUUCAUAUCGAGGUGUGGUAGCUUUUUAUAUUUGGCUUUUUUUGGAUUGGUGCCUCAUCGAAGGCAUGAGUUGAAUGUGACCUCGUUUUUGGAGGUGCACUUGGCAGUCGUGGCUGCGUCCGAAGGUUGGGACUGGUCUCUCCUUGGCAGCUUGUUUUAUUUUUACUAUACUACUUUUGUUGCGGGUGUUGCUCGUAUAAUGCACCGAUGUCAUUGAAGAGGACUUUGUUGUCGCUUUCUGGUGAAAUAAAUACAUUUUAUCACACAGUGA
Messenger RNA from Dermacentor silvarum, 1753 nucleotides. Its product is annotated as dynein heavy chain, cytoplasmic-like. NCBI's taxonomy places the organism in Eukaryota, Metazoa, Arthropoda, Arachnida, Ixodida, Ixodidae. The coding region runs from base 187 to 1302 and encodes 371 amino acids. Gene Ontology annotation, biological process: microtubule-based movement. The record is from RefSeq and is a predicted model, not a curated record. Gene Ontology annotation, cellular component: dynein complex. The transcript is spliced from 9 exons. Gene Ontology annotation, molecular function: minus-end-directed microtubule motor activity; dynein intermediate chain binding; dynein light intermediate chain binding.